Molecule: messenger RNA, 945 nt
Organism: Phytophthora nicotianae INRA-310
Lineage: Eukaryota; Oomycota; Peronosporomycetes; Peronosporales; Peronosporaceae
Exons: 1
Coding region: 1-888 (295 amino acids)
Biological process (GO): proteolysis
Molecular function (GO): serine-type endopeptidase activity
Source: RefSeq, a predicted model, not a curated record
AUGAAGCUUCUCCACUCCAUCGCCCUCGUGUCUGCGAUGCCAACGUUAGUAAACGGUUUUUCGUUCUCUGAAAUCGCGAGCGAGGCUUCACCGUCGAAUGCGCGCAUUGAUAACACCGACCUGACAUCCGACGAAGAGAGUCGUAUCUUUGGCGGAUCAAGCGCCGACAUCAGCAAGUACUCCUACGUCGCAAAACUGAUUGCUGGUGAUAUGGAGGAUGCACCUUUGUGUGCUGGCGCGCUAAUUGCGCCGCAGUAUGUUCUCACGUCAGUGUACUGCCUUGGGUGGUUCCAGCUCGACAUGCACGUUUCUCUCGGGGGUCAAAAGAACAAGGAUCAAGGCUCUCAGAAGUCGGAGCGGAUUCGUGCCGUCGAGCUUUUCCGUCACCCAAUGUACAACUCUACGUGGUACACGUAUGACGUGGCAUUGAUGAAACUCGAGAAGCCCUCGGCUCAUAAACCAGUACGUCUCACUGGUGCUGACGGAUCUGACGCGAAGGCCGGCACAAUGGCCACUGUCUUUGGUUGGGGGGAGGUAAGCAAAGAGAAGUAUACUGACUCUCUUCAAUCGGUGGCCGCCAAGAUUAUUCCCGAUGACGAAUGUGGCAAGUAUGCCAUUGACACCGAUGUCACGUUGUGUGCCGGGACCGAACGUGGAAAGGGUUUUUGUAGUGGAGACAACGGCGCCCCCCUUAUUUCCAACGGCGUGGUUGUGGGGAUCGCAUCCACUCUUCCUGGUGAGGCCAACGAUUGUGGCGAGCUACCUGAUAUGUACACGCGCGUCUCUCACGUGCUGGACUACAUCAAUGAUGUUGUGAACGGUGGCUCCACUGGUAAUGUCACUGACUCGCCCCCGUCGAAUGAGUAUACCGCGGAACUAUCUCAGUAAUCAUGUUGGAAACACCUUGAAAAGACUAGUAGGCUAAAUGAAAGGACAUUUGCGGGA